UUAAUUGCUUUUUGGUUUGUUUUUAUUCUAACGUUACACAAAAUCUUUUGUUCUUAGGUCCUUGGCGUGAACCUUGUUCUGAUGGAUUUCAUGUACAUCAUUUUUGUUCCAUUCGCCUGUGCUUUUGAUCCCUAUUCAUUUACGAGAAAUACGACAGAACUGAAGUUUACCUACAACAAUUCCAUCAACGUGACAGGAAACAUAUUCGAGAUGUUCGUCUUGAUCGGUUGCCCCUUGCUCUUGACCUGCAUGUGUAUCGAGCGCUACCUGGCUGUGGUCCAACCUGUGCUGUACCUAAAAAUGCGAAAGAGGGAGUACUACAUGGGGGUCUCCAGUGUGGUGUGGAUUAUCACAUUUGUGUUCUGCCUAGCUUCGGGUAUUAUCAACGACUUGUCCGUCAUGCUACCGCCGGUGUGCAUUGUUGUUUGCUGCCUGUUCUUCAUCAUGUUUGCCAGCCUCAUGGGUGUGGUCCUGUCACUUCGUCAACAAAGCCCGGCAUGCACAAGUGGCAACAAAACCAUCUCACCCCUCAAGAGACAAGCGGUGGGGAACGUGCUAAAUGUAGCGAUCCCCGCGGUGUUUGUCUACACGCCCGUUUGCGUCAUGGUCCCUUGUCUUUUUUUGACCACCUACGGUCCCCUGAAAUUAAACCAAAUGCUGUGCUACGCUUUUCAGUUGUGUCAGAUGUUUCCGAAGUACGGCGUGCUCAUUGGGCCUUCGUUUUACCUCGCCAAGUACAAACAAAUCUUUUGUGGGACGGCAAAAACUAGUAGAGCACAGAGAAGUCGAUCAUGAGCAGCUUUUGGGUUUACAUUUUGGGAAUACCGUAUUUUCCGCACUAUAAACCGCACCUAAAAAAACUCCAAUUUUCUCAAAAGCCGACAGUGCGCCUUAUAAUCUGGUGCGCCUUAUUCAUGGACCAAUAUUGAGCCACUACAGCAGGCGUGUCCAAAGUCCGGCCCGCCAAAUGUAUAUAUCUUAUAUAUGGACAAAGUUUUAUUCAUUGAAGGUGCGCAUUAUAAUCCGGUGCGCCUUAUAUGUGGACAAAAUUUUAAAAUGGGCCAUUCAUUGAAGGUGCGCCUUAUAAUCCGGUGCGCCUUAUAGUGCGGAAAAUGCGGUAGUUGAAUAUGUGGCAGAGAUUCAAGAAGAAAAUAAAAUACACAUUUUAUAUGGGAUCCAGUUUUGAUGACAUUGAAAGCUCCAUGAAAUCAAUAAAGUUUUCCUCAUUUAAAAAA
Syngnathus typhle (broad-nosed pipefish) is the source of this 1235-nucleotide messenger RNA. RefSeq lists its product as uncharacterized. The transcript has 3 exons. The coding region runs from base 82 to 795 and encodes 237 amino acids. Lineage: Eukaryota; Metazoa; Chordata; Actinopteri; Syngnathiformes; Syngnathidae. Gene Ontology annotation, cellular component: membrane. The record is from RefSeq and is a predicted model, not a curated record.